Molecule: messenger RNA, 4153 nt
Organism: Pomacea canaliculata
Lineage: Eukaryota; Metazoa; Mollusca; Gastropoda; Architaenioglossa; Ampullariidae
Product: monocarboxylate transporter 2-like
Exons: 11
Coding region: 1958-3049 (363 amino acids)
Biological process (GO): transmembrane transport; monocarboxylic acid transport
Molecular function (GO): monocarboxylic acid transmembrane transporter activity
Source: RefSeq, a predicted model, not a curated record
GUCACGUGAUAAAGACUACCCCAGCCUCUCCCUAGCAUUGUGCUGCGGUGGUUUUGCUGAGCUACCACAGGACGUCGGGAUUCCUGCUUGCUGUUCAUGUCGUCAUUAGCCAAGCAGGAUAACACUAAGGUCCACUAUCUGGAGCGGGAGUCAGAAAGCGUGUCCUUCAGAAAGAUACGAACGCCCCGAGGUAAAACAAUCAAACUGCCAAUCGUUCAAGUGAAGAGGCUACACGACCCGAUUGAUGUCGAAACUCUUCGACCGCCCAGGGCAAGCGUCGGUUUGUUCCCCUGAAACUCCUUGGGGAGUCGGACGUGUUUGGUCUGGACCAGUUGUCACUAUUCAAGGACAGCAACCUGUCUCACUCAGUCAUCCUGGUCAGCCUGGGCUCCGAAUGCAUAGCGUUGAACAAAAUGUUGUUCUGCCAAUUUGCAAACCAGGAGACAAGCGAAAUAAUUAAACAUAAGGCCUUCGUUUACAACACUGAUUACAUUAAACGGCGAUUGAAUGACCCGGUCAAUGUUGACGCGCAUCUGGAGGCCAUUUUGGAAGAUUAUUUAUUUAACAACUUCCCGAAUGGUUUUGACACGAAGCAGUAAAACGUGGGUCGUCAAGCUCAUCAAAGAAAGUCACAAACAGGUGACGUCCUUCCAGAUGUUUCGACUGUCAUCGUCGGGUAACACGCUAGGUGACGCUGUGGUCCCCUGUUGAAUGUUGUGUCGUGCAUGCCAGCAUGCAUGGCCAGACUGUUUUGUCUCUCGUAUGGCGAGCCUGUGUCGAAUACUUAACGUAGCAGUAUUAUGACAUGGCUUUAGAGUCUGGAAUUGUAUCUGAAGAUGAUUCUUGGAGAGAGCCAGCUUCGUUUUGUUCAACGUCCACCUGACCAAGUGUCUCCACGCUAUGACCUGAUGCUAGUAUAGGAAGCAGGACACACACAUGCACAAGCGCACGCGCGCGCGAGUCUGUGAAUUGCUUUGAUCAGGUAAUAAAGUUAUAAGUGGAAUCAUGUGUUUCGAGUCACAUACUUAUGGAGAAGUAGAUGUGUAUGAACACGAGCCCCCUUCUCUCUCUCUUUCUCUCUCUCUGCGCCACGCAUUGUUUUUCAUACUUACGUUUUGUGCCUCAGUAUAUUUCUUUUUCAUUCUUUUGGUCUUUUAUCUCAUACCUCCCCCUUUCAUUGUUCAUCAGUCUCGUCCAGUCUCUGUGUACAUGUGUUCAAUUACCGUAAAUGUGUGUUCGAUGACUGUAGAUGUAUAGUACAAACAUUCAAAGCGUCACCGGCGAAAGACUGACAAAGUGAAAAAGAUGUGUCACAUGUAUGUGUCUAUACUUGUGCAUACGUGUGUUUUUGUCAUUUCGAAAAAAAACCAGUCGGAGAUGAAGUAACAGAGUGUUUCAGAGGGGGAUGGGAUUGAAGCACAGCCAAUACUUAUAUCCAAGUGACAUGGGAAGGUGACGAGCAUAUAAUUAUGUCUAAAAAUGAGUUCAAGUAGUCCGUUGGCAGCCGGUAUUGCCCAAUUUCCUGACGAAGUUACCUAUCUCGAAGGGUCUCGUCCUUAUCUCGCUUGCUCGACACAACACGUGCUGAAAACAUCUGAGUGCAAAGGUGGCUUAAUCACCAGUAGUGCUGUUGACAAUGGUACUUACAUUCAAGGUAUGUUGCGGUAUACACGUACGUAUGUUUUAAUCUUUCUCUCCCCCACUGUGUGUGUGUGAGAGAGAGAGAGAGAGAGAUCUGUUGCUGAGUCUUGUUCAACUAUGUGUUUCAUUCCACUUUAUUUGAGAACAACUGCACUUGUAGACUGCAUGGGGAAGACAGAUGACCUACAGUAUUUUGCUUGUCAUGAUACAUUAUGAUUUCCUGGCUUAGCCAGGGACCUAUCAAGCCUGAUGUUACCACAUCUAUGACAUCUACUACAGGUCGUGGGCCCACAAACAUACUGAUGGCUGCCUCAGGAUGAAAAAGCAAAACAGAAUGAUCACUAGAGACUCCGAAAUUUCAGAACAUGGCCUCCAAGUGAUUCCAGUUACAAACGGUGACGUAAGCCAAGAGAAAUCAAGCGGCAUGGCAAAUCCACAGGACAAUGGGAAUGGGACCGCUCUAUGUGACACAGAGGGAAUCUCACAGAACAAUGUGGAGGUCAAGAAGGUUGAGGAAAAUGACAAAGACACAGAGAGCGAAAGCAAGGAGAGUGAGAACGGUAUUCCAGUGGACCGUGGUUGGGCCUGGGUCAUAAUGAUAAGUCAGUUCAUCAUUCUGAUGCUCAUGAUUGGCUAUGGACGCGCCCUCUCCAUCUUCUUCUUGGAGUUCCAGAAAAUGUUCAACACCUCGGUAACCAUGGGAACCAUCACAUUCGCUCUAAUGACCACCGCAUUUGGAGUCGGGAAUCUGUUGGUGACCAACGUGCUGCUGACAUCAGACAACUCCCGCAAGAUAGUCAUCGCAGGUUCGCUUCUCGGACCCACCUGCAUCUGCCUGUCCGCUUUGUCACCUGGCAUCGGCUUCUUUCUGGCCUGCCAUUUCUUCAUUGGAUUAUCUAAUGCAACCAUCUUUAUACCAACUGCCUUGCUGCUAGGUAAUUAUUUCAACGCCAGGCGAGCCUUUGCUACAUCCGUUGGAAACGCUGGAAUCAGCGUUGGCAACCUAGUGUUUUCACCAUUGGCACAGUAUCUCGUCAUGACAUAUGGCACGCGGGGAGCCAUUUUGCUCACAGGAGGCGUGUGCCUGCAGUCUGUCAUCGCUGCUAGCUUGUGUCGUCCUGUGAGCUUUUACACGAAGAGACUCAAAUACCAGAAAAAACCAACAGACGACAAGAUUGGUCUCACGACCACCAAGUCAUGCGAUAGUAAAUGUGAUGAUGACUAUUUGAAGGAAACUGACGACAUUGAGGUCUUAAAAAGCAGGGAUUUUGAAAGGUCACACGAACCUAGAGUAGAGAAUGGUUGUCAGGGCAAAACAGAUCAUGCACGUCCAAGUGCAGCUUUAGCAAACAGGGAAGCGUCAUCCACACCUUUGCCCUCGUGUGUGGCUCAGGAGAUCAUUAUCUAAAAGUGAAAACUCAGACGACGAAUGCGGUGCUCUCAUGGUCUCACAGACUUUGAAGGACAGUUCUCCAAACUUGCCUCACAGUCUCCAAGUCGCUGUCACACGCCGGCGCGCGUUAUGUGGAGCGGGUUCUCUCAACGUCUGAUGUGAGCUUUUGCGGGUCGAGUUUAACUUUGAACGCUGCCAUCAAUCACACUGAUUGUGCGUUCAGACAGAAAUCUGCGCUUGAAGAACAAGAGGCAGUGGCUAGAUGUAAUUUCGUCAGAUUCUGCAACGAGUAUCUUAUCCAAAACCAUCGACUUUUCGUUGACGAAGAACUGGCUGUUUCGCAUGCUUGUCAUCUAUCAGACUCUUUCCUUCACUGGUGGUCUCAUUGUCGUGUACUUUCCUUCCCUGGCGGUCAAUAACGGAAUGUCGCGAGAGAACGCAGCUGCUCUGAUGACCGUCGUUGGAUCUGUGGAUCUGGUCAGUAGGCUGGCGCUUGGCUAUGUGGCGGAUCUGGGCUUCAUUAAAAAGACGCACCUGGCGGCAGCUGCACUGGUCGUCGUGUCCUGUGCGUGUCAUUUUGUAAGGUUCUACACCAGCUUCGUCUCUCUAGCCAUGUUCGCUGUGGUUUACGGAGUGGCGGGAGGCGUCAGUCAAAAUCUUUUCACCGUCAUCACCAUCGAUCUCCUCGGGAUCCAAAACCUUGCGAAGACGAUGAGCUUCGUCUACAUCAUCAACUCUGCCUUCACGUCCCUCAACCACCCUCUCAUAGGGUUGAUGGUGGAUGGUACAGGAACCUACAUCUACCCUUUUAACUACAUCGGGGUUUGCCUCCUCCUUGGUGCUGUCUGCAUUCUACUCGAGCCAUUUGCACGUCGACUGGAGAACACACGCACGCGCAGACACACAGGACAAGACGCAGUACAUCUCGCAAUUUCCACUCUGUAGUCUCUGCCUUGUACCUGCAUGUUCCGUGGCUAUAUGUAUGCGGUCACCUCUCCACUCACCAGCAUUACUGUCAUCGUGACCAUCACUGUUACUACCGUGAUGAACGGUACAUCCCCACAAACACCACCACUACCAUUAUCAUCCUGAUUAGCUAAAAUAAAAUGUGAAAAUAAA